Messenger RNA from Adineta steineri, 1305 nucleotides. The record is from the annotation of a GenBank genome assembly. Lineage: Eukaryota; Metazoa; Rotifera; Eurotatoria; Adinetida; Adinetidae.
AUGCCAAAGCUGAAACUUCGAGACACCAUCUGGAUUCCUACUAACAAUAACAAGAACUUUUUUAUUGUUUGUUAUACAGAUAUAGGCCCUCAGUCCGAUGGUAUUUUGGAUGAAUUACGCCGAGCUGAAAUCGGUAUUCGAGCCGGAUCAAAAGUAUUUAUUAUUCCUCUCACUUGUGCGCUUGGAAUACGAAAAGUUGUGGAUAAACAGAAAACAUUGCCCAGUGUAUCCAUGGGUAUUACUGGUGCGGAUAGGGUAACAAAUGCCGUCGAAGAUAAUUUACCGGUAGCUACACCAUUGUCAAGAAUCAAUAGGUCAUGGUAUCAAUUCUUUAAAACUAUCCGAGCACGUAUGAAUGUACAUAAGAUCAUUGGAUUGAUUCAAUAUCAAUCGUCACUGACAUUUGAUUAUCUAUUCUUUUGUGUGUUGGCAUCAUUGAUUGCUGGUCUGGGACUAUUAGAAAAUAAUACUGUGAUUCUAGUAGCAAGUAUGCUCGUAUCGCCACUGAUGGGUCCAAUCAUGGGUUUCGUUAUUGGUAUACGCGUCCUUGAUAAGAAGUUAUGGCUAUCUGGAAUCAAAUCAGAGUGUACUGGUAUUUUAGUUGCUGUGCUAACUGGAUUUCUUUUUGGAUUGUGCACGACAUGGUCCGAAACAAAGUGGGGCUCGAGUGCAUCAUUUCCGACCGACGAAAUGCGCAGCAGGGGUGAUUAUCGACGUCUGUGGUUUGGUGCAUUAGUUGCACUACCAAGCGGUGCUGCAGCUGCUCUGUCUAUUCUUGGUGGUAACUUUGGUUCACUGGUUGGCGUCGCUAUCAGUGCUUCUCUCCUCCCGCCGGCCGUCAAUACAGGCCUAUUAUUUAGCUAUAGUCUCCUAUCUGUCGCACAACCAGAUAUUGGUCGUCAUUCCCUUGAAAAAAUUAAUCGAACAGUAACUAAUAUUUUUCCAUCAACGUUUGUCAACUGCACUGCAUUUGUGAACAACGAUUAUUUACCUCUUUAUUCAUGCGAUAUGCCGAAAGAAGCGGCUCAAUUAGGAAUUUUUUCGUUUAUCAUUACAUUUAUCAAUAUCAUGUGUAUUUGUAUAAUGGCAUUAAUUGUAUUACUUAUUAAAAGAGUAGUACCAAUUAUUCCAGAUAACGAAAUUACUCAACUCUGGCGUUUAGAAAAGAAGAGCGCAGGUGCCGCAUUUAAUAAUAAAAUUUAUGUCGAACUAGAUAAUGAAAAUGCACAAGAAUUAGAGCAGAUUUCAAACGAAUUUGGCCAUGUUAAUGGAAUUUUACAGCAGCACAAAGAACAUAUUGUUUAG